GUACAGAGGAAGAGUAAGCACUUUGACGUGUGCAGCAGAGGUGUACGUGAGUCAGGGCUGGGUAAUGGAAGAGUUCUUUCCUUCCGUGCCCACACUUUUACAUAACCAUCCUCCACUUUGACUGCAUGCGGUCUCUCCUCCUUAACUCUCCACUUAUGAAUGUAUUUAUGCACUCAUUUGCUUUUUUUGGUCACAAAGUGUUCCCAGGACAAAAUAUGCUACGUCACAUUAGCGUCUGCUCUCCUACUUUCAUGACUUCUCUUGCCGCCCUCUCUCUCCCAGCUUUGGCUCUCCACCAACUCUCUCCAGAAGUGUAGAGGUUUGCUUCUGGAUGUCCUAACUGUUGGAUUGCUUAAUGAGUUUAUUAAGUGCUUUUUAGUUGCAUUGACCACUCAAAUGGCUUUAUUCACACACCCAUAAAGCACUUUAUCAGUUCGGCAUACAGACAGGAGGAGCCGGAGAACCACUCGCACUGCAAUUAGUGGACAUUCCUUGUCCACAGCACUAACUCUGUGUACAGGAACCUUAUUUGUUGCUUGCUCUAUAUCAGAGUUUUUAGAUGUUAAAGGAAUAUGUAAUUUCUAGUAUCCAUGGAUGAUGGUAAGUCAGUAACCUAUAUAAAGAAGAAAUCAACAGUUUUAAACUUGAAAUUCAAAGUUUCAGCUUUUAGCCUUGUUUCCUAUUCUCCUACUGUACAAGUCCGGAGGCGUCCAAGUGAUACAGUAGUUACGUAAAAUCCAUUCUCAAAAUAGUGCCUCAUUCACUCUUUGUGUAAGCACAUGGUUGUGUUUAGGGACCUAUAAGAUUGUGAGUGUGCUGCUCUUGGCAUGCCAUCCACAGUCACCCACGCGAUGUGGUCCAUCCACACACGCACAGACACACAGAUAUCAGGCACAAGAGUACUCUGGCUAACCAAGCAGGCCUGCAGCAAAAUGUUGGCAGCUCCUCUUAUGUCCCGAGGUCAUCUAGCGAGUGUGAGCGAAUGCAUAGAGCGUAAUACGAUCAAAACAGCGUGCACAGAAUUGGAGCAAAGUGUGUUUGUCGUUUGAUCCAAUAGCACCACUUGUUCUCUAUUGGUUUCAAUCAAAAUCUCUAGUGGAACAUAAAUGCCACAGUCCCAGUUGUUUCCCUUAGUUUUUAGUUGUUUCUGGUGUCAUUUUGUUUCCGUGCAUCAUGUUUAGCAUCAUUUUCCUUGUUUCAGCGUGUUUGUUAUUUAUUUGUCUUUCAGUUAUUUCCUGUUUUACUUUGAAGGUUUAUUUUCUCAUGUGUGGUGUUGUUUUUGUACUUCCUGUUUUUGUUGCUUUCCUUUCUUUGUGAUUGUCUGCUCGCCUUUCAUUAGUUUUAUAUGUGCUUUGUUUACUUCACCCGCUCCUUGUCCCUGCCAGUGUCUCAUUUUGCAGUUAACCCCAGAGGACAAAAUCAUUAUGAAUUUUUUUUUUUUGGUCAAACUUUCCCAAGUGCUAUUUUUAGUAGAGCAAGGGAUUUUCAUCACACCAGCUUCUAUUUUAUACAAACACUAGUUUUCUUUAGAAAUUAUAAAUUAUUUCUAUUUGGCAAAAGCAAAAGACAUCAGUUUAGACUUGAGAAAAAGAAUUGUUGAUGCUCAUAUAACAAGAGAGAGAUAUACAAAGUUGUCACAUAAAGUGUCAAGAACUGAAGAGAGCCACACAGUACAGAAUGAGCCUGGCAGAGUUAGGAAGCAAAAGAUUUCAAAGACUCUGGAAAGAAAACUAGUGAAAGAUGUGUUUAAAGACCCCAGAACAAAAUCAAAACUGAAACUCUCAUAGGAGGGUUAAUAGCCCUGUCUUCAUCUGUCCAUGUGGACUUUGUGUUUCCCUUUGUUUGUGCUCAGUGCUUUUCCCCUGCAUUCCUUGUGCUUCUUGUGCUCUUAUUUUGGAUUCUUGGUUUGCUGCUGUUUGGACUUUGUGUUUCUGUGUUUUUGUAAUCGCCAUUAGCGGUUCCUGUUGUGUUUACUUCAUCUGCCUUGGUGUCGUACAUUCAGGUCAUCUGUCCAGCUACACAUGAACAAAACAAUCACGACAAAAUUGCUUUUAUGUAUUUUACAUUUAGGCCAUUAGUCAGCAUGUCAGCAUUAAAAGAUUAUGUCAGUUUUAGUGGCAUAUGAACUUAGUGACUGGUGUGCUUCAAACAAAGCCUCUUGAAUGGCUAGAGGAGAGAUGACACUUUGUUUCCUGCAGCCCCCUUUUUUUCCAUUGCUCUGUUUUAUAACUGUAACCAUGUGUGUGGUUAGUACGAGUCCUUUUUGUGUGUACAUCAGCAGAAAUUGAUCGCCUUUUGCCCCAUAUGGACUGAGACUGCUGCAGCCACACAAAGGAUCAUCACGCUGACCAGGUUUCAUCGACUUGAGACCAGUAGUGUGUGUGUUCUAGUUUGUGUGCAGCACCCCCUGCUAGCACUCUUCUCCUAUACUGAUUACGCUGAUGGAAGCGAGGAGCAGAGCUGUAGGUUAUCAGUCAUCAGCUGACUUAAACCUGAUGAAAAACACCCCAGUAAAAGGCUGACACACUGUCGGUGCAUGCCACAGUUCUCCCAAAGCUUAUUGUGUGAUUUUAAAAUCUUGCUACAUGCACUGAAGCAGCCGACAGACAGAUGGGCACAUCAAUCUCAGCAGCAGCAAGCGUCGGCUGCUUUUUGGCAAGGGGGUCGCUGCCAGAGUUAGAGGGCAGGUUGUAGGGUCGCUCUGAGGUUAGGGGUCACGGUAAUCUCUAUGCUAACAGCCAUCAUUCUUCAUUUUCUUUCUCUCUCUGUGUGCACCAUAAGCCUAUCCCUCAUCACCAAAACAGCAAUGAUUUUGCACCUUUUUGUUGUAGUACUGUGUCGGUCCCUGCCUGUGUUUCGGUGCUGACAAAUUAAGAGUCGGGAUGGUUCUACAUAAAAGUGACAUUUACGGCGGUUAUGAUGGUUUCCAGUCAACCGUUGCACGCUGCACCCAAAUAUCAGUUGCAGAGCAGCCAUCUUGCCCGGCUUCUGUGCUGCUUCCUGUUUGUGUUCGUGUUUUGUAUGUCAUACAGAAGCUACGGGCCUUCAUAUCUCUCACUCAUCAGCAUUUCUCUUUCUAUUUACACAUACCUCUCUCUUUCCCCUCUGUGAGAGGAAGUGGCCAUGCUUUGCAGGGUGCAGUCGCUUACAGGAAGAGAGAGAGAGAGGGAGGGAGAGAGAGUGGAGGGAGAAGGGGGAGGGCGCUUGCAGACUGAUAACACGCUCAACCACAGAUGGUUGAGCAAGGUUGCAAGAGAGUGAGGCGGUGAAGCUGGUGCAAAGACAGGCUGAGAGAAGAGGGAGAGGAUAAGAAAGAGAGGAGCUGAGUGUGAGGAUUCUGUCCUUUUUUUGGUAACAUUGUCAAAACGAUGGGAAGGAGAGCAGAGAGGAGGUAGCAGGGGAUCUGUGAGCAUCUCGUUUCUGCAGUCGAGGAGCUCUACUGCUGCUAUUUACCCAAGACCCUGGGGACGGAUGGAUGCUUACACAAAUAAAUGCCAGCAUAAUUGACUUGGUUGUGCAUGAGGGACUUUAGUUGGACUGUUAUUCGCUCCUUCUCAGUGGGUCUUCACAGAGACACAGAGCAGGAUCAAAGCAGGAUGUGGUGUUGCUUGCAUGCAUGCCUUAACGAGUGUGUGUUUGUGGGCAUAACAGGUGCUCUCAGGUGAGCGAGCUUAACUUGAAACCAGUCUGUAAGCUGACUCCAUCACUCCGCCGUGUGCCUACGUUUGUGCGUGCGUGCGUGUGAGGUAGUUACAAGCUUUGCGUAAAAGUGUCUGUAUGUCUAGCUGAGAAUACUCAGGUGCACAUACAGAAUGGCCUGUUUGUGACUCUCACACACACUCACACGCAUGACAGGAGGAAGUGACACGUCUGUUGCUCGCUCUUGCAUUUCCUGGUCGUCUCUCCGGUAGCACCCAAAGUGCCGAAUCGAAGCCGAGUUCACCUGUUUCGCCCUCGCAGGUGGGAUCUAAACCCUCUGGAUGCAUCAGCACAGGAGCGCAGACUAUUUCUGGAUGAGUAAAGGGCAGUUGUACGCGUGUAGACUCUGACUGUGCCCAAGCGUCACUUCGAGACAACCCAUCGCUUCCUCGAGCUGCCAACGUGCUACUCUGGUGCUUUUCUGGUGCCAGAGGCUGUCCUCGGACCUCUCCAUGACCGUCAACACAGUGCUGACCCCCUCCAUGACCAGCAGUAACAGCAUGAGCAGUGGGUACUGCAGCCUGGAUGACGAGAGCGAGGACUUCACUUUCUUCACAGCCAAGACCUCGUUCUUCCGCAAGCCUAGGCAAACAACUAAGCAGAAUGCAGCAAAGGAAGAAGAGAAGGGAGCGACAAAAGACCUAUCAGUGGAAGAAGUGCGGGCCAGGAUUGAAGCGUAUAACGCUCAAGUCACAGAAAAUGGAAUGAAAUUGGCUUCAGACGGCUCAUACACAGGCUUCAUUAAAGUCCACCUGAGGCUCAAUCGACCAGUCACCGUCCAUGGCGUGGACCCGUCAGCCUCAGAGGGUGCGUCCAAGCAGGUCAGCGACCGCCUCCAAGCUCCGCCGAAGGAGCAGGAAGCUACAGACUCUGAGCAUUCAGAGAAGAGAACGUCCUUCUAUCUACCAAGCGACAGUGUGAAGCAGCUCCACAUCAGCUCUCAAACCACCACAGGAGAGGUCAUCAAGGGCUUGCUGAAGAAGUUCAUGGUGUUGGACGAUCCACGCAAGUUUGCGUUGUACAGGCAGACGCACCGCGACGGACAGGACCUCUUCCAGAAGCUUCCUCUCUCUGACCACCCUCUUCUUCUAAGGUUGAUUGCGGGACCAGAUCCAGAGCAGCUCAGCUUUGUGCUUAAGGAAAAUCAGACCGGAGAAGUAGAGUGGCAUGCAUUCUCUGUCCCCGAGCUUCAAAACUUCCUGGUCAUCCUUCAGAAAGAGGAGGCGGAGCGCAUUAGAGCAGUGGAGCAAAAAUACACUGUUUACCGAAAGAAACUACAGCAGGCCCUUCAACAACAUACCCCCUGACCCCCGUCACACAUAACGUCAUGGCUUUAACCCAGGGAGAGACUGACCCUUUGAACUCCGACACCUUCGAGAUCUAUUCACAGAGCAGAGCCCGAACUAGCUUUUCUUGGAGCUCCAGAUAUACACGCGGACGUGCACACAUGUUCACACGUGGUUGCAUAGCCUUUCUCAGGACGCAUAUGAGCCCCUCUCACCGCCACCACAACCCCUCAUACGUCGCCUCCUUGUGAAGGGGAUCGGGAGUCGAAAGCGUUGUAAAAAGCUACAGAGUGUGUGUUGUCUUCUAGCUGAUGGGACAAAUAGUGCCAAGGACACUUGCACACACACACACAUACACACAGAAAGAUCUGUACUGUAACUCAACUCGAGUUGAGACUGAUAGAUUUUCAUAAUGAGUGGUGUUUGUAAAGAUUCCCUCUUCUUCUGCUACCGCUGCUGCUGCUGCUGCUACUGCAAGUGUUACUUAUGCAUGAGUCUGAGCUCAUCUUCCCUGCACAUAGACUUAGGAUUAGAACAGUAGGCAUGAUUACUUUUUUUCUGCAUCAUGCAGGGAUGGAAGGACAAUCAUACUGUGUUGUUCCUGGAAAUGAUAUAUCAGUUAUCAGCAGAUGUGCUAUUUUAUCUCUCUGGAGUUCUAAGGGAGGUAUUUAGGGUGGGAGUUGAAGUACUGGCAACCCGUGCUUCUCCUUAGAAAAUGUUUUCUUAAGGAGUUUCGAAAUCUCAGAACAGGUAUAAGAAAGCGAGAUCCAUUCUGGGCUUUUUCUCAGGGAGCAUGAAUUGGGAACAGAGAAAAGCUAAAGGAGGAAAAAGAUAGCCCUGUUCCACGUAGAACAAGCUCGUUUUAGCCCCUGCUUAUCUGUUCUUAUUUGCUAAAUUCAGUCAGUGCUUCUUCAGCCACACCCAGUUGGCACCCUUCUCCAUGCUCCUGCAAAACAUACACAUAAUCCAGACAUGUUCCAAGAUGAUAACUGUCAUAUAAUUUCCAUUUCCCCUCUCACUUUAAUCGCAAUCAAACUUGCAUGAAUUCCACUUGCAAACUGCAUGAACCCCACCUGCGGAGAAAAGCCUGCCGAGGGAGGUGAACCACAAACCUUUAUCGACACACUUUAUGUACACUGAUGGAGUUGUAUAUUAAAUGUUACAGGACUUUGAUGCCAAAGCUUAGAGAGGGGGCACAUCUGCUGAGAGUGAUUAAAGCGAUUACAGACAAAAGUUUGUUGAAUUAAAGGUGGUGUAUGUGAGGAAAACUGAUUCUGUUUUGCACAUUUACAGUAGAUGCAGGUUAAUGAUGGUCCAAACAUCUGGGGCUGGGCAUGCAUUUAGGUUUUCUUGAAUCUACCUGCCUUCCAACC
This is a messenger RNA of Haplochromis burtoni (Burton's mouthbrooder), 6358 nucleotides long. RefSeq names its product Ras association domain family member 5 (gene rassf5). The transcript is spliced from 5 exons. The record is from RefSeq and is a predicted model, not a curated record. Gene Ontology annotation, biological process: signal transduction. Gene Ontology annotation, cellular component: nucleus. The coding region runs from base 4152 to 5006 and encodes 284 amino acids. NCBI's taxonomy places the organism in Eukaryota, Metazoa, Chordata, Actinopteri, Cichliformes, Cichlidae.